AUGCAUCCUUUUGUUUUAAUAUCUUUCUCACUUCUCUUGUUGCUAUGCCUCGAGACUACAACAAGCAACCAACUGGUAAGAGACGAUGAUGUUGUUAUGAUUGUGAUGAACAAAUGUUUGGAUAAGGAGAGACAUGCUCUCCUUCAUUUCAAAUCCCGCCUUCAAGUCCCCUUUGAUACUCUCUCUACAUGGACAGCUGCAGAUGAUGAAUGCUGUACAUGGGAAGGAGUCACGUGCAACAAUCAAACAGGUCGUGUCACACAACUUGAUAUCAGCCGCUAUAAUAUUGGAGGUGAGAUUAGCCAUUCCUUGCUUAACUUAAGCUAUUUGAAUUAUCUUGAUCUCUCCUACAACCCUUUUAAUUGCUCCAUUCCCAUUUUCAUUGGUUUCAUGACCGAAUUAAGGUACCUUGACCUUUCCUACAACUCCUUUUUUGGAACCAUUCCUCCAGAGUUUGGGAACCUCACCAACUUGCAAUGGCUUUACCUUGGAGAUGUUGGAAGCUGUAGAGUUGAAAACAUAGAGUGGUUGUCUCAUCUCUCUCAUUUGGAGGCACUUGUUUUGGAUGGGAUUUCCCUAGCCAAACAAAAUUAUUGGACGGAUGUUAUUUUCAGUCUCCAGAAACUAUCAGAUUUAAGUUUACGGGGUUGUGAGUUGUCACAGGUCAUGUAUCCAUAUUCUUCAUUUUUCAACUCUUCUACAUCUAUCCAUAUCCUUCUUCUCGGAAACAACAGUCUCAACUCCUCCAUGUAUCAUUGGCUGUUCCCAUUAAUCAGUAAUAAGCUUCGUUUUCUUGAUCUGUCUAGCAACAUGUUAGAUGGGAUACCCAAAUAUCUUGGUAACCUCUGUAGUUUGGAAUAUUUGAGCUUUGAUAACAACUCUGUUGUUGUCAAAUUUCCUGAUUUUCUUAACAACUUGUCUGGAUGCACAUCGCUUACAUUACAACAGUUGGAUGCUUCAGGAAGCCAAUUUAUUGGAUCACUGUCUGAUGAGAUCCACAAGUUUUCAUCCCUAACAGAUCUAGACCUAUCUAAGAAUCAAUUAAGUGGAACUAUAAGUGAGAAAUUGUGGGAACUACCCAGGCUUGAAGUUCUUGACGUUUCUUUCAAUUCGCUUAGAGGUUCCAUCUCUGAAAACAUCGGAAAGUCUAAGCUUUUAUCUAUAGAUCUUUCCAGAAACUCACUCCAAGGAGUCCCUUCCUUGGAUCAUGAUCACAUAUCAAACCUUUCCUAUCUAGAGAAUAUUGACCUAAGUUAUUGCAAGCUAGGGCCUCGCUUCCCAAAAUGGAUUCAAACACUGAAAAAUCUUACCUAUCUUGAUAUUUCCAAUACUAAAAUUUCAGACACAAUCCCAGUGGAAUUUUGA
Messenger RNA from Lactuca virosa, 1365 nucleotides. The record is from the annotation of a GenBank genome assembly. NCBI's taxonomy places the organism in Eukaryota, Viridiplantae, Streptophyta, Magnoliopsida, Asterales, Asteraceae.